Sphenostylis stenocarpa is the source of this 501-nucleotide messenger RNA. The record is from the annotation of a GenBank genome assembly. NCBI's taxonomy places the organism in Eukaryota, Viridiplantae, Streptophyta, Magnoliopsida, Fabales, Fabaceae.
AUGGCUUCUCAAACCUUGCAUGACACGAAGAAAUCACAAGCUAGGCGAGCCCUACGUUCCCUAGCAAUAGGCAUCGCAGUUCCAUUCACCCUCACAUUGACCAUAAUCAUCCUUUUUGGUUCAGGACGAAAGUACAAUAACAUAUCAAAGCCCUUUUGGUUCGCACCACUAUGGUUCAUUCACUUGGCUUUAUUGGGUUCAUCUUUCUUCAUGGGUCUUGCAGCAUGGCUAGUGUGGGCUGAUGGUGGGUUCCAAAGGGAAACCGAUGCACUGUCUCUUUACAUAGCUCAUGUCUCUCUAAGCAUUGUGUGGCACCCUCUUGUCCUCAUUAUGGGUGUUUAUUGGCUUGCUUUGAUUUCUUGCCUCUUGAACUUUGGGACCCUCUUUAUGUGUUAUCUCAGGUUUAGACAGGUGAACCCUUUUGCCAAAGAUCUAGCCAAACCUUGUUUGGCUUUGGCUAUGUAUCUUUCUCUUGUUAGUUUCAAGCUAAUGUUUAUUUGA